AUGUUCCCGUCUUAUAUCCCCCCUGGCCUUGACUUCCUCCAACCUCACGAAUAUUAUAUUUCGGCCCGACCUUCCAAGAUUGACAACUAUUUCCUUGAAAUACUUCACUUCAUAUUGGUUAUUAUUGAAGCCAAUCAAUAUGCGGAUGAACAUUAUCUCCCUGGCGGCUCUGGCUGCUACAUCUGCAGGUCUCACUGUCACUUCCCCCGGAUUGGUGAGAAGAUUGACCCAGAUCUGCCUCUUACUAUCAAGUGGCAGUCCGUCUCAACGGAUCCGCAAACCUUUACCAUCGAACUGGUCAAUCAGAAUGUCUACCCCCCGACAACAACAAUUGUGGCUGAGGAUGUAGACUCUUCCAAGGGCUCCUACACCGUCAAAGCAAAGACGUUCGCGGAUGUAGAUGAUGGGAAGGGAUAUCAGAUCAACUUCCUCUCUCCGACUAGCGGCAUUCUGGCUCAGUCUCAGCAAUUCCUAGUCACUGAGCCUGGUGAAAUUGCUAGUAGUGCUAGUAGCUCUGGUAAGGAAACCAGUACUGCGCUUGAAACUUCGUCUGCCUCGUCCUUGAUUUCUUCCACCGCGUGGACCAGUGAUCUUACUUCUUCGACUCCUUCUUCCUCGACUACUUCCUCUUACCUGUCUUCGACUGCUACUCACACCUCCAUCAACCUUGACUACUACCUUGACGCUUACCACCCUCACUUCUUCCUCAGUUACUUCUAUUUCUACACUUGCAACUUCUUCCUCGGUUUCCUAUACCUCUACACUUUCAACUUCUUCUUCUAUUACACCAACUCCAUCCUCCAUUAUAUCUACCUUUACUACCCCGACUACUUCUAUUUCCAUUACCACGUCUUCCAUCCCACCUACUACAUCCACACAUCUUCCUACCUCGACUUUCAUCACAUCAAGCACUAUCUCAUCUACCACAUAUCUUUCUACCCACACAUCCACUACCCCUGUCUGUCCACCGCAACCCAUUCGAGCACUACUUCGACCACCACUCACAAGACUACUUCGACCACAACAUCGAGUGCUACGGAGUCGGCAAGUACCACCUCGAACGCUGCUGCCAUUCUCAUGCCCCCUGCUGGCAGUCUGCUUCUGGGUCUGUUUGCGCUGGUCUUUUAA
Molecule: messenger RNA, 1128 nt
Organism: Penicillium psychrosexuale
Lineage: Eukaryota; Fungi; Ascomycota; Eurotiomycetes; Eurotiales; Aspergillaceae
Product: GPI anchored serine-threonine rich family protein
Exons: 6
Coding region: 1-1128 (375 amino acids)
Source: RefSeq, a predicted model, not a curated record